AUGGAAUCCCUCCUCCGCUGGUCAAUCGAAAACUCAGCUCCUGCCUCUACCUCAGACGGUACACCCGCGCCGACACCACAACCCCGAAAAGACCUCGACCCAGGAAUUAUCGAUGCGAUAUUGGGGAGGCCGGAUUCGGAGUUGAUGAAGGAGGCGUUGAGCGCGGCUGUGGAUGAGAGGGUGGGAGAGGAGGGGAGGGUGGCGGCGUUGGAUGAUCUGGAGAUGUUGGUUGAGAAUAUCGAUAAUGCGAAUGAUCUAGAAAGACUGAAGAUGUGGGAACCCCUACACGGACUUCUUUCAGCCCCAGGCUCGACGGACGCCGUGAAGACGCAAACGCUCUGGGUCAUCGGUACGGCCGUGCAGAAUAAUCCGAAGGCACAGGAAGCUUACCUCGCCCUCGACCCCCUCCCCACCAUCCUCGUCUUCGUCUCUCCCUCCGUCCGCUCCUCCCAACUCCGCUCAAAAGCAGUAUACUGCCUCUCGGGUUUGCUCAAACAUAACGCCAAAGCCGUAGAUCAGCUCGAGGAGAUCGGGGGAUGGGAGAUCUUGGGGGCUGCGCUCGAAAAUUCGGAUAUCAGCGUCCGCAGAAAGACGGCAUUCCUCUUCAGUACACUCCUCACCCCCGCCUCCACCCCCGACGCAACUCUAGCUUCAUCCGCCUCCGCCUCCGCCUCCACCCCCACCUCACCACCCCAGACCUCCACCGCCACCGGCGCAACCUUCCACUCCUCCGACUCCGAACCCUCCGCACCGGCACCCAUCCACGCAAACUCCCACGCCUCCAUGCUCCGCGAUCCGUCUUCCGUCGAUACUGCGCCCGCGACGCUCAAAGCGCUGAGGGAACAUGGCGUGGUGGGUAGAGCGGUCGAGGGGCUGGUUAGGGUCGUGCCGUUGUUAUACACUUAUGUUACGCGUCACGGUGGGGGUUUCGAAGAGACGGAGAAGAAGGAUCUGAAGGAGUUUUUGGGGAGGAGAGUGAAGAAGGCGGAGGAGAGUGGGGAGGGAGAGGUGUUAGGGCUGACCAGGGAGGAAGUUGGGGUGUUGAUGAGGGCCGUGGAGUGA
This is a messenger RNA of Stereum hirsutum FP-91666 SS1, 1062 nucleotides long. Its product is annotated as Fes1-domain-containing protein. The record is from RefSeq and is a predicted model, not a curated record. NCBI's taxonomy places the organism in Eukaryota, Fungi, Basidiomycota, Agaricomycetes, Russulales, Stereaceae. The coding region runs from base 1 to 1062 and encodes 353 amino acids. The transcript is spliced from 6 exons.